AUUGUUUAAGGUAAACGUUAUAGCAAAGGAGUGAGUUAUUCUUUGCCUUUUUACAUGUUUCGUUCAUCUUUGUAGAUUUCUUUUAGAUCUUGAGCUGGACAUUAUUUCUCAUGACACAAUGACUGGUCUAACUGGACUCAAAGCUAUCUCCACAUCAGACAACCGCCUCUGCUGUCUUCUCAGCAAUUCUGAAAACGUCACCUGUGCCAGAACCUCUCCACCCAGCCCUCUGGACACAUGCGGCAGCCUAUACCCGAGCGUUGUCCUGCGUAUUGCCGGCUGGAUCAUCGGUCUAUCAUCUCUCUGCGGCAACGUGAUCGUUUUUUUUCUGCGUGCCACUCAGAAACAACGCGCGACGGUUCAGAACAUCUUUACCAUGAAUCUAGCGGUUGCAGAUUCUCUAAUGGGUGUUUACAUGAUUAUCAUCACCUCUGCAGAUGGCUAUUUCAACAGACUUUAUUUCCUGAGUGCCCCGUUGUGGCGAGAGUCCUACCCCUGUAAAAUAUCCUCUUUUCUUGCAUUUUUCUCAAGCGAACUGUCUGUAUUCACACUGACCCUCAUCACACUGGAUAGAUACAUCAGCAUCGUUUAUCCGUUUGGACAAUACAAGAUAACGCCCAAAUCUGCCAGCGUCGCCUUAGCAUUCACAUGGAUCUUCACGUUCUUGUUUGGUUCGGUUCCAUUUAUUGUCGGAACUAACGUUUCCGGAUUCUACGGACUAUCUGAUGUCUGUGUCGGUUUACCGCUACAUGUAGAACUGGGAGAGACUGGUAGGCUGGAUAUCAUCUGGGACCAGGUACUGAGCUCUGAGUUCAUCGUUAAGUACGUGGCCACCGAUGGCGAAAAACGGAAUUUCUGGGUGUUCUCCAUCGUGACCUUUAUCGGUAUCAACAUGGCGCUUUUCCUGAUCAUCCUGGCCUGCUACGUCGUGAUGUUUGUGACCGUCAAGCGCUCGUCGGAGGCCAUCCAGAACUCGGCGAACAGGAAACGCGAGAUCCGAGUCGCCAGGAAGAUGGCGUUCAUCGUAGGGACCGACUUCGCCUGUUGGAUGCCCAUCAUAGCAAUGGGUAUCUUGACCCAAACUGGUCUGGUAGUCCUACCAACGUCACUUUAUGCCUGGAGUGUGAUUUUCAUCAUCCCCAUCAACUCCUCCAUUAAUCCUGUCCUCUAUACCUUCAUUAAUUAUCUCGAGGGUAUGAAAACUAAAGUAAAGGGAAAUAGUUCUCACCAAACUCUGUCUACUCGUUUAAGCAAAGAGGGAAGUAGGAAAAGGGCGAGUCGCUUGGGCUCAAACAGCUCAAAGAUAAGCGACAAGCAGGCGCCGAGUAAUAAAAAUCCCGAGAUUGCAAUGUACAUGGUAAAAGAUAAGGGAAUAGAGGAACUGCAAAAGCCCAAUAUUUGAUAAUGAUAUAUUAAACAAAGGAAAAAGAAAAAGCUAGACCAAUUACUCAAAGUGUACAAAGUAAACAUUUAGAGACAUACUUCACUUUCUGUGGGCAAGAUGAAACGUGAUAAAAUACUGGUCAUAUUUUCUGAGCAAAUAACUUGUCAUGAAGUGUUUCAAAAACUACUCUAAAGACGACGGAAUACAGAUUUUGAGAUUAAAGACUUGAAUUAACUCUUGAAACAGAUACUGACUUGUGGCUUAAAUUAUUUUUUUGGUAAUAUUUUGUAUUACCAUGGGUUUAAAAUGGAUUUUUGCUUUCUAACUCACAAACCAAACCUCUUAAACAGACUUGAAUGUGUUCGAACGCUAAUAGAAUGGAUAUCGAAAUUGAUGCAAUUAACAAGUUAGUUUCCUUCCAAUGUAUAGAGUUAAAGAUAAUUGUGAUUUUGGUUAGUUCCAAUAUUGAAGAUGACAACGGAUUUCAUUAUUCUAAUACAUGAGCAUAGGCGCCGGAAGUGGGGGGGG
Strongylocentrotus purpuratus (purple sea urchin) is the source of this 1912-nucleotide messenger RNA. RefSeq names its product G-protein coupled receptor GRL101-like. The record is from RefSeq and is a predicted model, not a curated record. The transcript has 2 exons. Gene Ontology annotation, biological process: G protein-coupled receptor signaling pathway. Gene Ontology annotation, cellular component: membrane. NCBI's taxonomy places the organism in Eukaryota, Metazoa, Echinodermata, Echinoidea, Camarodonta, Strongylocentrotidae. Gene Ontology annotation, molecular function: G protein-coupled receptor activity. Bases 119 to 1402 code for a protein of 427 amino acids.